Molecule: messenger RNA, 447 nt
Organism: Zasmidium cellare ATCC 36951
Lineage: Eukaryota; Fungi; Ascomycota; Dothideomycetes; Mycosphaerellales; Mycosphaerellaceae
Exons: 2
Coding region: 1-447 (148 amino acids)
Source: RefSeq, a predicted model, not a curated record
AUGACAAAACGAUUGCGAGUGCAAGGAACACUAUACAGAGUCAGGUCUCGACUCGUGUGCGCAGAGGACGGGAUUGCGUAUCAGCCUGUCGCAAAAGGUGUAGCUAGGCACAUGGUCGUCGCUCUAUCGGAACCGGACGAGCUCGGCGUCGUGAAGAUUGCGACGGUGCAGUACAGCUGUAUUACGUCCAACCCGUGCGGCGGGUUCGACUACUAUCCCAUCGCGCCUUGUGCGAAGGGAGGGUACCCUUUCCAGCUUCAGUUACGGCAUUACAAUAACCAGUUCUACGGAGGGCCUCGCGCGCUACACCUCUACUCCUACGUAAGAGCAGAGCAGCACCAGGUGUCGGCGCAGAUGCUAGUAGCAGUGGAAGGGGACUUUGGCGAGCCCAUUCAGUUGAAGAAGCGAUCAGCAGCGAGGCUUCGAUCUGCGAUGCAAAUUAACUAA